Molecule: messenger RNA, 1034 nt
Organism: Cervus elaphus (red deer)
Lineage: Eukaryota; Metazoa; Chordata; Mammalia; Artiodactyla; Cervidae
Gene: NPS
Product: neuropeptide S
Exons: 4
Coding region: 1-477 (158 amino acids)
Biological process (GO): neuropeptide signaling pathway; positive regulation of synaptic transmission, GABAergic; positive regulation of synaptic transmission, glutamatergic
Cellular component (GO): extracellular region
Source: RefSeq, a predicted model, not a curated record
AUGCACAGGUGUCUUUUUCGUAAUGCUGACAUCUUUCUCAAGCAGCGACUUCCUUUAGAAUCUCUCAGAGCAGUCUGUGAAAUCACCAGCUGUGUUGGCAAACAGGGACAGACCCUCAGGUACUCUAGUUGCUGCCAAGAAGAGGUGGUACGGCCUGGGGGCCCGACGUCACGUUCGGAACACUACUUUUCUGAAUUUUUUUCCCUACUCUGCAGUUCAUUAAAAUUCAAUCUUAUUCUGUUUCUGUUGAUUUCUACAAUGGAUGUAUUCUGGUGUCAUCCAAUUUCAUCUUCUAAGGUGUCUGGAAAAUCUGAUUACUUUGUCCUUCUGCUGAACAGCUGCCCAACCAGGAUGGACAGGAGAGAGGGACUAGAUUUUCUAAAGCCAAUUUUGGAGAAGACACUUAUGAAAAGGUCCUUCCGCAAUGGUGUCGGUGCAGGGGUGAAAAAAACUUCCUUUCGAAGAGCAAAAACGUGAAUAAGUGUGCAAAGGACUCUGGGAAUUAAUCUCAAAUUUUGUAUAGUGUGACUAAUGUGCUAAAGUCAGUUAUAUCUUUAUCGUUAAGUAUUGGUACGCUCUCAGUUCUUAAAUAUCUUCACUCUCCUUACUGGUACAGAGUAAAUUUUAAAAAAUGUAAGCCCAUGUCAAACUUUCACUGUGGGAGAAUAAAAUAUUUAUGUGAUCAAUUAGCAGCUUGCCUGAGUAGGGAUAGAUACAUUUGCUUUGAUCUUAAAUUGACCAAAAAGUAUGAGUGUUUUUACUAUGAUGACAAUGGUAUGAUUUUUUUCCUGGGCCUGUAAUAUAAUACUGAUUUUUUUUUUCUUUUCAAUAUGGUUUUCUGAAAUGGCUUAGCAAGACCAAUGCUUUGGGGAUGUGUUAUUUCAGCUUCUAAAAAAGUCUUGUGAGAGUAAGCAAAGUUAAGGCUCAUGACACAAGUGUAUUUUCUUCAGUCGAUUGAUACCGGAAACAAAUAUGAGCAGAGCCCUCUGGAUCUAACUCUUGCCACCCUUUUCCAUCAAAUAAACUUAGACAUG